This is a messenger RNA of Callorhinchus milii (elephant shark), 1194 nucleotides long. RefSeq lists its product as uncharacterized. The transcript has 7 exons. The record is from RefSeq and is a predicted model, not a curated record. Bases 1 to 1068 code for a protein of 355 amino acids. NCBI's taxonomy places the organism in Eukaryota, Metazoa, Chordata, Chondrichthyes, Chimaeriformes, Callorhinchidae.
AUGGUGUUGACCAAAGGAAUAGCCAAAGAGAGGCUGGCGAUUAGAGGGCUGCCCCUCCACAUCGUUUUCAUCUGCCCCAUAAUUGUGUACAGCUCGUACGUUGCUGUCACCUGCCAGGGCUUACCUUGGUGGGCAGAGCCAUUUGCAGUCGGGCUUGGCAGUCUCCUGAUUGACAUCCCGUUCGAUAUCAUGGGUGUAAAGCUGCUCUGGUGGACUUGGCAUGACACAGACCCGAACAUUUUUGACAAGCACUAUUCGGUGCCCUGGGCUUCUUACAUGUUCCACUUGUCGACUGCCAGUACUUUCACCUUUUUCAUCAACUCGGGGAGCCAAACACUCAGUCAGGACCUGCGGCCUCAGCUCACACGUAAAGAACGGCCACUUAAUUGCACGGUGGCCGCUCGAGUCCGCCCCAGUCUGAGCCGCACGAUUCAGGAGAUGAAGAAAUGCCGAAGAGCGAAGAAUAUUAUAUUUUUUUUGACGCAAAAAGGAAAUAUACUGCAUGACAAGAGAAAUUCCAAGGCAAGAACGGAGAAUAAUCACCGGAAACUCCAAAUCAGUAUCAUCGGGAUUCAUCAAGGAGAUGCUCUGUUUGUUUUCAUCGUGUGGACGGCAGAUCGGAACAAUCCCCGAAAGAGCAAGGAAAACGCUACGCGAGGCUGGUGGCUGAAGCACGAAAUAGGGCAAGGGGUCCUGCUUCACUUUCUGUUCCUGGCUCUCCUGGUCAUCUACUCCCAACCGGAACAUCAGGUCUCCAUUGGACUCCACGAGAUUGCAGGGCCCUGCAACCAGACCAAAGCCAUAACCUCAGCAUUGGGGGUGGUCGAGUACAGACGCGCCUACCUGUGCACUGAAGACUAUGAUAAGGCAAUGUUUGACUGGCAUUGUGUGCCCGGAGCUAAGCCUCCGUCGCACGGGACGGACUGGUAUACCAUCUGUGGCACCCCAUUCCCCAACCACAUGGAGUACAUCUACACCGUGAUCGCAAGCUGCCUGCUAAGCCUUGCCGUCUACAGGAUUGCGCUCAAUGGGCGGACACAGCAUGUGAAGGGGAUUAAGUCUGAUUAACACCCAUCUCUGGAGAGUGGAGUGAGCUAAACCAAACCACUGUAGGAUUGGAUAAAGAGAGAGAUGGCAUGAGUUUCGCUAGGAUCCAGGCCCCUUUUAACAAUUGCUUGUAAGCUUCAACCUUGU